Molecule: messenger RNA, 4692 nt
Organism: Onychostoma macrolepis
Lineage: Eukaryota; Metazoa; Chordata; Actinopteri; Cypriniformes; Cyprinidae
Gene: lpar6b
Product: lysophosphatidic acid receptor 6b
Exons: 1
Coding region: 1489-2529 (346 amino acids)
Biological process (GO): phospholipase C-activating G protein-coupled receptor signaling pathway; positive regulation of Rho protein signal transduction
Cellular component (GO): membrane
Molecular function (GO): lysophosphatidic acid receptor activity
Source: RefSeq, a predicted model, not a curated record
GAAAAAGGGUAAAAGGUUGUAACUUUUUUUCUCAAAUCAUUUCAUUCAAAUAACCAGUUGGACAAAAAGUAUAAUGAACUUGUCACUCCCUCGAUAUACAAGUUGUAUGAGUUUGCAUAAUGUGUUGUAUGAAUGACGUCACAGAGUUAAAUGUGUGAACUUUGGACUGGCAGUCCCUCUUUGUAAGUGCCUAGGAAUCAAUGAGCAAUGUGCUCUUGCAUACAACACACACCUUAUAAUCAAAAAGAAACAAGGAAAAAGCAAAACAAAAAUGACAACCCACUUUCUAGCAAAGGUCUGAACAAUCAAAGGGCCCAAAAUAAAACAAAACAAAAAAUACAUUGUAUGAUUAUCACAUAUGCCUUUCUCAAAAACCUAAUUUUCACAACGGGACUCAUGUUGAUUUUAAAGUAUAAAAUUAGUCAAAUUAGUCUCAAAGACCGCUCAUUCUAGCACUAGAGAAUCACAAAUAAUUAAUACAACUUCAUAAUAUACUUUAAGCGCUUUGCCACAAACCUUUUUUCUUAAAUCCUGACCAAUGAUUCAUGGCUUAGGUGGCACCAAUCUUGGAUAUGGAGCUUGACCUCUUUACUAUGCUAACAGCAGCAAAGAGUCUCUACUAUAAUUAUGUAACAAAGCAAACAAAUAUAACUUGGGGGGGGGGACUUUCUCAAUAUUACAGAAACAUUGCUUGCCUAUAAUAUCGUCAACCAUGAUUCUAUAAUUCAAACCAAUGUUAACUCUACAGGCAACUCAUUCUCAUGUCUGGUACGUGCAUGAGAGAGUAACAGAUAAAGAGGUGGUGCUUUAACUCCAGCCCCACCCUCUCAUCUGCCUUCCAGUCCUCCACAUGAAGAAAAACUCAUUGUGUAAACCAGAGGACUUAACAGCAGGUUGGGUUCUAAAAGCCUCACAUGGAUACAACAAAGUGACGGGCUAUGACUAAGCUCUGGACGAGACAAAGUUGAUCAUGCCUCAGGUCACACAGCGAAAGGAAGCCUAUUAAAAGGAACAAGAAACUGAAAUGAAACCAGACUGGCUAGUUGAAAUUUCAUGUCACUCUUCUUCGUAAAGAACAUCAACCGGGUAUGGAUCCUCCUUUUAUGAAAGGCUCAAGACUGAGGUCAAGAAUUUUCUGAGCAAUUUGGAACUGUGGAUAUGAAGAAAAAACAUCUAGAAACCAACUUCCUAUGCCGGUAAACAAGGUGGAUAUUUAUUCAACCACAUGCAAAGCAUUCGCCAUGCUUUGUUGAGAGGAAAAAGAAGAUAAACUGAUGUGGUUUGCUCAUGCAAAUGCUUACGCGAGCUUUUUGCACUUUGACAGCAGGAUUACGCAACUUCUGAGUGGUAAGAAGCUCCUUCUGGCAGCUUUGUGAAAUGUACACACACUGGAUUUGUAUACUUUUACAUGGAUCUUCAUGUAAUUUCAUGUUUUGGUUCUGACCUUUAAAAGCACUGACUGACUCCUUUUAAGCCAAACUCUAAACGAUGACAAUGACCGAGAACAAUUCAAACACAAACUGUACCAAAGAUGACUUUAAAUAUGUAUUAUACAGCUCCGUUUUCAGUAUUGUCUUUAUUCUUGGGCUGCUCUUCAACAUGGUGGCCAUGUACAUUUUUGUUUGCAGACUGAAAAUGCGCAACGAGACCACAACAUACAUGCUGAACCUUGUGGUCUCAGACACACUCUUCGUCUUCAGCUUGCCUUUCAGGACGUUCUACUUUAUUAACCGUCAGUGGCCUUUUGGCGUCGCUCUCUGCAAAAUCUCAGUGGCCUUGUUCUACACCAACAUGUAUGGCAGCAUCCUCUUCCUCACGUGCAUCAGUGUGGACCGCUUCCUGGCGAUCGUUUACCCCUUCGCAUCUAGAAGGUUGAGGACCAAGCGCAAAGCUAGAAUCGCCUGCUGUGUGAUCUGGGCGGUUCUGCUGUCCGGAGGCCUAACCUCAAGUUUGGUAAUGGACACCACUUCAUUAACAAACACAAUGUACUGUUUUGAAAACUACUCAAACUCUCAGUGGAAGUCCAAGGUAUCAAAAGUGGUGGUGUUUAUCGAAACCGUGGGCUUCCUGAUUCCGCUGAUGAUCAACUUUAUCUGCUCCAUGAGGGUGCUACAGACCUUAAGACACCCGGACAGCAUCAACCGCGGAGGGCAGCUGAACAAGGCUAAGAUAUUGCGUAUGAUUGUGGUGCACUUGCUUAUUUUCUGUUUUUGCUUCAUUCCGUACAACGUAAAUCUGGUCUUCUACACGCUGGUCCGAAGUCAGGUUAUUACAAACUGCACUGUGGAGUCAGUGGUCCGAACAAUUUAUCCAGUUGCAUUUUGCAUCGCCGUAACCAACUGUUGCUUUGACCCAGUGAUCUAUUACUUCACCUCCGAGACGAUUCAGAACUCUAUAAAACGGAAGUCUUACGCUGCCCGCAAAAACACGCUAAACAACACAAUCGACAACAGUGUUAACAGAAAUGAUUCGAUGAAUAAAAUCACAUCUCUUAAAGUUAAAUUCAUCAUCGAAGAGUCUACAAUAUAACCAAAGUCCAGGCAGCAAUUGUUUUUAUACGCAUUUUAUAUUAAAUUUUCAUCUGAAAACACUCAGCCAAUGUUAGCAAUUGGUUGGCACAAGAAAUAUUGACUGAUAACUAACUGAAGACUACUGAACUUGCAGAAGUAUGAUGUCUGAGUAUCAUCUUGGUGCUAGAAUGGAUGUGUGUUUACAGGCUAAACUCGACUACCAUUUUCUUUAAUGGACUAUUGAAACUGUAAUUGUAUAAGUGUAUAUGACUGAGACCUGACAAAGAAAAAUCAGUAUUUCUGUACAAAGUGCAACAUUUCAAGACAAACAGAUUAAAUAAGCCUUAAAGUUUCUUGCUUUACAUCGAAAAAGUCUAAAUGGCAAUAAUUUAUGUAUCAUGAAGUAAUAAUGAAUAUUUUUUACAGCAUUUAGUAAUCCAGGUUCAUUUAUUUUAUAAAUAACUAUAAGUUAAUUCAUGUUCGUUCAAAAUACACUUUAUUUAUAAAAAAAUGUAUAUGUAGAAAUUAAAUUAUUAAAUGCUGUUGUUCAUUGUUUUUUCAUAUAAGCUGCUGAAUUAACAGUGUUUAUUGAACCUUAUUGUAAAGUGUUACUAUUUAAACAAAGUUGAUUAUUUUGUUUUACAUUUCAAUGUAUUCAUGCAAUAAUAAACCUCUAGUUUAUGUACAGCAAUAUUCAGCAAAACUGCCAGUCUCUUAUAACAAAUGACACUUGGGAUAAAAAUGUUCAGAUAAAAUAUUCCCAUGGGUCGUUUCAUGUUUUUCUUAAGCAAUUCAGACAGUUUGUAUUGUUUUCCAAGCCAAAUCAUGAUUAAGGUAAACAAAUUCCAUUAUAUCCGUUUAGAGGACAACCAGUAAGAGGAAAAGGGAAUGACUCAGAGAACGAUGACAUUAUGUGGGCUUUGGUCUACUGAUUAUAUCAAGGUUUGUCAAUGUAAGAAAUUAAGCUGAUGACGAACAGGUCUGCAGGGUGUGCCACUUAUAUGCGGUUAGAGAUUUAUAUUUUAUCUUUUUUUUUUUUUAAAUGUAUAUUUAUGACGAUUUCUAAUUUAUAUUAUCUUGUCAUUUUAUUUUUAAAUAUCCUUUUUUGAAUACAGUUUUAAAAACAUACGAUGAAGGAACAGAAUGUCCUGCAUUUCUGGAGCGUUGAACAGGACUGAACGAGCCCUGCUCCAUCACUCACACUGCAUUCCUUGCGCAAUCACAUGCUCACAAACACUCAAAUCAUACCUCUAAAGGGCAUUUUAAACAGUAUGCGAUAGGUAGCAGGCUUUGCAUGUGAUCUUGAUGCCACACACAGGAGCCUGAAUGGAAUGAGCCAGUGCAACACUGGCCAAGACAAUUCCAGCUCAAAGCUUGUGAGUUAAAAACUGCAGUUCUGAGAGUGAUUACUGUAAAUGUUGUUCUUUUUUGGAUGUAAAUGCUAAUAAAAUGAACAAUUUCAAUUUAAUGUCAUUUAUUUCUUAACAAAAAGCCUUGCAUGCACAUAAAAAUAGGACAAAGUUACAAAAAUAAAUGAUUCACAAAAUGGCAGAACUCAGGAAAUUAGGAAACUGAAUAUGCUACCUAAAAUGCAUUUUUGGUUAUAAAUAAAAUGCCUAGUCAGAGGAAACUGGUAGAUUGACAAAAAUAGUAGCUUUGUUGUGUGUGUGCCACAAGCAGCAGGAUUGCUGUGCAUUAACCUGGCAAGUGGUUCCACUUCCAGAGUGACCCUAAAAUACAUGUGUGAAUAUCUACAAUGUGUCAGUGUACUCCAUCAAUAACAAGUCUUAACAAGUCCUUAACUUAAAUAAACAGAAGAUAAAACAGCCUUUUAAUCUGAUACUGCCUGUGAACGUUUGUGAUGAUUUGAUUCUGAGAAAACUGAGGAAAUCAGAUGAGAUUUUGGACAUGCAUAGACCAACUAAUAUUUCCUGUGUAGUGCUUAACAUUUAAAUGGGCCAAAACAUAAACUGUCCUGGAAAAAUCCAACUAGACAGCACAAGACAUCCUUGGACAGAGACAGACAAGUGAAAGCAAGUUACUAAAGGGGCCAAGAAUGCAGUAAAAAAAAAAAAAGUUUUGAAAAUUUUCAACAAGCUGGAAAAUAAAUAGCUAUAAUGUCACUCCAUAAAUUCAUUUUGCUGGAAAAUGACGGCACAUGACGUAAACAUUACUAAAUAGG